Molecule: messenger RNA, 1670 nt
Organism: Dermochelys coriacea (leatherback sea turtle)
Lineage: Eukaryota; Metazoa; Chordata; Testudines; Dermochelyidae
Gene: CCNDBP1
Product: cyclin D1 binding protein 1
Exons: 11
Coding region: 290-1369 (359 amino acids)
Biological process (GO): regulation of cell cycle
Cellular component (GO): nucleus
Source: RefSeq, a predicted model, not a curated record
GCAAGCAUGGAAACAGGCUCAGCUCUUCUCGUAUUGGUUGCGGGUGAGAGCGGAAGUCGUUCCGGUGCCACAAUGAUGGGGGUCCGUGCGAGGCCAGAACUGAAUGGGGUGAGGGCUCGAGCGCCUUUAACCGCCGCCCGCUUGAGUUCUCUGCCGAUUUUUGCCAACUUUUGCGCCCUCGGGUUCCGUCCCCGUGCAGCCCUUUUAACCCGCUGCUACAACACUGCGCCGCGCGCCCCUGGGAGCAGCCGGCGAGCGAGGGCGGCGCCUUCCGGCGUGGCUCGUGAGCAUGCGCAGAUCGCUCGAGCGGGGUGUGCGUGUGACGGAGCGGAUGGAGCGCGAGCCUGGGGCUGCGGGGCCCGCGCGGGCGCUGGAGCCGCUGCGGCACCUCCGCGAAGCGCUGCGGACGGCGCUGUCCCGGAUCCGAGAAGGGGAGUCGCGGGAGAGCAGCGAGACCUUCGAGCAGCAGCGCUUCUGGGACACGCUCGGUCAGACGUUCAAAGCAACAUCCCAGGAAGCUACGAAGUUGAGUCUGGCAUUCUCGAGACCUCCGCUGCCUUCUGCAGAGGACUGUCAGAAACUGAGCGAAGGCGUCCAGAAUGCUGUCCUAGCAGCUGCCACAGUGUAUUACUGGCUUCCCAAGGGCCAAGGUACCACUCUGCGGAAGAUGGUGCGAGAUGCCACUGCCGAGGUAGUGGAAGGAAUGAUCCAGCUCACAGACGUGAUUCUCAGUACUCCAUUGCAGAGUUUGUCUCAGGAGCAGCUUAUAUCAACUGGUAGCAUAUGGGAGGCAUGUGAGCAGAUUUCCCAUCUGCCACAAGAUAACCAUGCAGCAGUCCUGUCAGCCAUGGCCGCCUAUCUGGGUGUGGUCAGGGAUGCGGUGGAGGAGAUGGAGCAAGCUCAGGGGGAAGAUCAGGACCCCUACAGUGACAUCAUGGAGGAUGAGGAGCUGGGCUCUCGGGGCAAUAGGGACACAUACUGGUCUGAGGCUGACCGGAAGCUACUUGGCCCCUGCAUGGGGCUGAUGAAGGCCUCCAAAGCCUGCCUGAAGAAGCUCUUGGGUACAGUGAAGGUUCACGGCAAAGCAGACACCCCAGAACAAGUGGCUCAGCUAGAUGAUCUUGCAGACAUCACCAAUGAGAUCAGCCCGAGUAUUGAUGAGCUGGCACUAAGCAUGUAUCCGCCCAUGAACCAGCUGGCUGUGCGACUCAAUGCUGCCAAACUGGCCUCUGUAUUAAAGAAAGUCCUAGAAAUUACAAAGGCAAGCCAUGUGUGUCACCCAUCGGAGGAAAACUGGGUUCAGUUUCUCACUGGUGCAGUAGAUCACAACAUGGACAAAAUUAAGGACUUCACACAGAGUGAACUUUAAUGCUUCUGCAGUUGGGGUCUCUAACAGCUGCCUUUCUGGUGCGUCUGGUCAUUCCCUGAACACGGCGAGAGCGAUGGGGUUGACGUUUGAGGGAAGAGCUUUUCCAACCUGGAAGAACUUUGCAAAUGCAAAGAGUGACUUGCUGGUCUUCUCUGGCAAUUGCCAACACUACCACCCUUGAUUUGUUUCCUGGGACAAUGAGAAGCUGCAUCUUGUUGUUGUGAAUGUGCCUUGUUCCCUUUGACUUGGCUGUAGGGCUGCCCUACAGGGCAGAAAGGGCAAUAAAAUGUCACUAGGUUCA